Polypterus senegalus (gray bichir) is the source of this 4710-nucleotide messenger RNA. Its product is annotated as transmembrane protein 114. NCBI's taxonomy places the organism in Eukaryota, Metazoa, Chordata, Cladistia, Polypteriformes, Polypteridae. Bases 71 to 697 code for a protein of 208 amino acids. Gene Ontology annotation, cellular component: apical plasma membrane. The transcript is spliced from 4 exons. The record is from RefSeq and is a predicted model, not a curated record.
CAGAUGUGCUCGGAGCGGCAGAGGAUCAGCAAGUCGGGCUCGGAAUGGGUUUGAAUGACAGCCGUUCGAGAUGAAGCUAACAUUAAGCGCCUUGACGGUGUUUGUGGCUGUUGCCGGCGUUUUGAGUUUCGUUGUGUUAGUGGUAGCGAUUGGGACGGAUUUUUGGUACAUCAUCGAUGCUUCAAAGUGGGAAUAUAACUCCUCAAUUCCUCUGAGCUCUCAUUCCGGCAUAUGGAGAACUUGCAAAUUUAAAAGCCGCUGCUUGCCCCUGUUAAACUCCUUUGGGAGCAUCAGCAUGAACAUUUCGGAUUCAGAACGACAACUUCUGAACAUGCAUGGAACAUUUGUGGUCUUGCUGCCCCUCAGCUUAAUUCUGAUGCUUUUUGGUGGGAUGGCUGGAUUUCUAAGUAUUUUGGCCAGAGCCUAUAUGCUGUUGAUGAUGACUGGAAUCCUGUUUCUUUUUGGAGCUCUUGUCACCCUGGCUGGAGUCAGUGUCUACGUGGCAUAUUCGGCUGCAGCCUUCAAGGAAGCCGUCUGUCAGGUCGGGAGGAAGGCUUUGCAAGACAUUGACAUCAGAUUUGGGUGGUCUCUCGCAUUGGCCUGGAUCUCCUUCAUUGCCGAAGUCCUCACCAGCAUUGGAUUCCUUCUGGCCUCAAGAAUUGUAGGCUUGAAGAGAAGGCAGCAGCAGGGUAUAUGAAUUGCAGAACAUGGCUACACCACGAUGGUUUUGGAGAGUAGGUGAGUGAGAAACUGAGGGGAUUUUGUCACCAGAGUCAUCGUUAGAAGUAGCCUGUGGGGGUCUCUUCCAAGAUUCUUCAGGAUGAUGGCAAAUGAACCCCAAGUCAAACUACGGUGGCUUAAGCGAUGCAAGUCUGUGAGCUCUGCUUUCCAUGUCAAAUAAGGUUUGCUGUUUCUAAGAGUUUCAUGAAAGUACAAACAAAUAAGAUUGAAUUUUACAUUCAUGAAUAUAUAUAAUAAAGAACAAAUGGCAUAGACACCCCUAUUGUAAGAUGGACACAAAAAGUUCUAAUUUUACAGCUGAGUAUCAAUCUGAAGUAAAGAAUAGUUAGUGUUAAUUCUUUUAUUUUUUUCAGAAAUACUCUUGGAAUAAUCUUAUUUGAUGUGCCUGUUUCCUGAAAGUUCAGGUGGGGAGGUCUGCCUCAGCUGGGUCAGACGCAACAGAAAAGGAUCAGUGGACUUUGUGUACUGUUUCUGUGUACUAUUUAUGUAUACAUAUGUAUGUAUAGUUAUGGUGGGGUAGUGGCUAAGGCUGACCAGCUCCAAGCAGGACCCUGCCUUUGCUCCAACUCUAGCAACAACCGUCUAGCGUACUUGUGAAUUGUAAAUCAUGUUGUAUUAAAGUGUGAACUAAAUAUCCAAGGAUUUGUUUACUAACUCACUUAAUCCUAUUAUAGAGCAGCAGGAUUGGCUAAAUAAAUAAUGUAAAUGCAAAAUACACUUGUAUAAAAGAGACUAUUGCAGUUUCAUUAGAAUUAGGCUUGCCUCAAUGCCAAUUAAACAAUGGUGGUGCCAGGAGCGAGGCAGUAAUAAGGUAGGACCAGACUGGAGAUUGAAGUGGCUGCAAGCAGUUAGGCACGGAUACUGAGCCGAGGCUCAUCAGAACGGCACUUGGACAUUAGCAGAGGGUGGGAGCCUUUGGACUUGACCUUUGCCGUGGACCAUUGGUGAAGGGUAACGAAAUGUCUGUUUGGCUUCAGCUGAUUAUGUAGGCCAUUUUUUUUUUCCGCUUGACAAAAUGGUUUGGUCAGGGUAAAGCUUCAUAGGGGAUUACUAGAAAGGUUUACACGUGACUCGUACUCGUUAUUUCUAUUUGUUUCACAUGCACUCAUAGAGAUCCUUGGACGUUUACACAUUUUAUUGUUGUACAACACUGAAUCACAGCAGAUUUAAUUUGGCUUUGUUAACACUGACCAACAGAAAUGGAUUCAGGUGUUUAAUUAGUCAUUUCAUGUUAUUUUCUGAAACCCAUUUAAUCCAGAUCAGGGUCACGGUGCUGGAGCCUAUCCCACCUAGCAUAAGGCUCAAGGCAGGAACAAACACAUACACAACAAACACACACUAAAGCCAAACUAGUGUCACCAGCUCUCCAUUUUAUAAACUUUUUGUAGGCACUGCACGUUAUCCAGGAGAAAGUGGCGGUUUCUCCCAUGACCUUCCUUAAGGUUCAAGGUUUCUUGAAUUGAUUCAAGCUCGUUCACAGGUGUGCUGUGGACUUUUGUUUCCUUAUAAAGCAUAGGCCACGCACAUAUUAAAAAUAUUCCAUUCCGGUGAUAGAGGCAAUCAUGGAAAAAAAUGAGCUUCUGCAUUCACUCCAUGCUACUUAUGUUGCACCACGCUGUUUCCUCUGAAUAUCCUUUGCUAAGAGAAUGCCACUUACAAUUCAGUUCUCUGUGAAGUACUUCUAAAAAAAGCAACUGAACUUUCCCUGGAACUUCAGAGCUGAACUGAAUAGUCCCUGUCAGAAGUGAUAAUGAUUUGCGAUAGCCAUGGCCGAUCCUUCACAACGUCUGGGAGUAUCUGCUUUUUCACAGGUGUUUAGUGGCUGCUUACAGAUUAUGGCACUUUGACUGUGCAGUGUGAUUGUGCCCACUUGUGUUCUCCUUCUACAUGCUGACAUACAAAGACAGAGCUCCUCAGUCCAGUGCCUUGGAGUGAUUUAAAAAGGGGCAUCCUGGAGUGUCAUUGGCCCACUAUAAUUGUUUUUGAAGCGUAUGUUGUCCCUCAGUCUAGGCCCUAGCAGCUCCACUGGGUGGGUGCAGAUUUUUAUUCCAGCUAAGACAAGAGACGGCAGAUUUGUAUACGGUCAAGUGGCACAUAACAAUCAAAGGUUAUGUUUCAAACUUUUAAAAUCACCCUAAAUCAAAAACUGCGCGUCAUUUUUGAUGGGGGGCGUGAGAGGUGAUUAGGAGAAUUCAAAGGGUGCAGAGAAGGGUAAGACCCAUUGUGGUAGGGCAGGGAGGUUUUCUGAAUUUGAGACACUUCUUGAUGUCUGACAGUGUUUGUAGGAAUUUCUUCUUCAUGCAUUUCAUUGUGUUUUUGUGCUAGCCCAUUGUGGAAGUGCAUUCAGGAUAUAUAUUUUUUAAUUGUUUUAAAUUAAAAACAAAGAAAUAAUUGACAAAAUAGUACCAUAAUUAGUUCUCAUUUGUAAUGCUGUAAUUUUAAAAAGUAUAAAUGUGCUCAGAAAAUUGUAAAUGUUUAAUUGAACAUUUUUAGGGUAUUAUUUGCAAAGCUGUACAUAUACUUUUUUAAUUUUAUUUUUUUAAAUCUGGAAAUGUGUUUAUAAAUGGGGAACAUGACAUGUAUAAUCAUGCUCAUUCAUCCAAUUGCAAUUCUGUAUUCUAAUGAUUGUAUUUUGAAAUUUACGCAUAUACUGUCAGUGAAUCUGUAAAUUAUUUUUUGAUUGUAAUUUUUGCUCCUUUUUUACUAAAAAUGAUUUAAGCGUAAUGUUUCUUAUUAUCACAGGUUUAUAUGUUUGUCUUUGCUUUAAAAUGUCGAUUUCAAACAAAUUUUUUAUGUAUUUAUUCAUUCAAAUUGUAUGUAUAAAACCUUUACUUCUCACAAUAAGCAUCUCGACAGUAUCAUCUUUGUAAUGUCUAUAUUUUCAUCUGCGUGCAAAUUAUUAUUUUAAUUUUUACAUGUGAAUUUACUAAGAGGUUUCGUUUUUUAAAAUGCAUUUCAUUUAUUUGGAAGUGUAUUUAAGAAUUCGAAAUGUGCUUGAUGGUAAUAUACGUUUAAACAUGCAAAGUAAUUUCAAAUUGGCUUUUAAUUUAAGGACACAUUUAUUCAGUGGUAAUUGUUUUUUUCUUUUAAAAAUCUGUCAUGUGCUGGUCAUUAUUUGUUAUAUGUGUAUACAGUAUUUGUGAAUUUCUACAUGUGUGGACUGCCAUGAGCUUGUAUGUUUGUCCCAUCUAUGAAUGUGUUUGCAGAGACCUUUCUUUAAUCUCCAAUAAUUUUGUUUCUGCAUUUAGCAGCUUCUAGCCAUGUUCAAUAUAUGGUAUUGAUAUCAAUUGUAAAUAUUUUUAGUUUAUCAUGGCAGCCGAGUUUGUUUUACAAAUGCAUUAUGUUUAUUUGCACUUUAAGACUGCUGCGAUUCUAACCAUUUUUCUGCUAAAACAGCACACGUGACUAAACCUGAGAUACUGCAGUUGUUAGAAGUCUCAUCACUUGUGAUUCAGGCUGGGUAGCAAAUUAAAAACAUUGAUCAUACCUCUCAGAAAAAUGUAAUAAAGCAUAAGGGUAUCUGUUAGCAGAAUAUUAUAAGGACGCCGUCAUGCACAGAGUUCAGCAAAAACGCAAUCAAAGAUAUAAUUACAUCCUUAGAGUUUUGCCAUUUGUAAUGUAAUAAACUGACCUCAAUCGCAGUGGAAAUGCCAGUCAAGCUCACUAAAAAACUCUUAAGAAGAUAAUGAAUACAUUUGCGGGACAAACAUUGACUGAUAGAAUGAGUAAAACAGCAUAAGAUGCAAAUAGCUGCUAUAACUACAUUUCUUGCCAAGAUAUUAGGGGACAAUGUGGCAGGGUAAAAGUCAUAACUUUAGUUUCUCUUAACAAAACUCGUUUGAUGAGCCUUUCUCACAACACAGUAUAGUCAUAUCUUUAAACAUAAUCAAAAAUACAUCUCUUACAGGAUAAGUUUUCAAGUCAAAGUUAUUUCUUCACAAACAUGGUGUAUGGGGUGGUCCAGAUCUA